GCCUGCACCGCCCCCGCUGUCUUUUCGCUGCCACCGGAAGGCCUUCGCUAGCGCUCCGGUUCCAUCCGCCUCCAUCCACCUCCAUCCCGGCCAUCCGCCGCCGCGAUGCCGCCCAAGUUCGAUCCCAACGAGAUUAAAGUCGUUUACCUGCGCUGCACCGGCGGCGAGGUCGGAGCCACGUCCGCGCUGGCCCCCAAGAUCGGACCCCUGGGGCUGUCCCCCAAGAAGGUGGGCGAUGACAUCGCCAAGGCCACGGGCGACUGGAAGGGGCUGCGGAUCACGGUGAAGCUGACGAUCCAGAACAGGCAAGCGCAGAUAGAGGUUGUUCCUUCUGCCUCUGCUCUGAUUAUCAAAGCUCUGAAGGAGCCACCUCGUGACAGGAAGAAGCAGAAGAACAUUAAGCACAGCGGCAGCGUCACCUUCGACGAGAUCGUCAACAUCGCGCGGCAGAUGCGGCACCGCUCGCUGGCCCGGGAGCUCUCGGGGACCAUCAAGGAGAUCCUUGGCACUGCCCAGUCCGUGGGCUGCAGCAUUGAUGGGAGACACCCCCACGACAUCAUCGAUGACAUCAACAGUGGUGCCAUCGAGUGCCCGGCUAGCUAAGACUGCAGAAAAGGAAGUUGCCACAUGAAGGCUCCUUCAGUUUUUUGUAGCACUUUAAAUACUAAAAUAAAGACCCAGUUGUCUGCAAACAUUA
Zonotrichia leucophrys gambelii is the source of this 697-nucleotide messenger RNA. It is a transcript of the gene RPL12, whose product is annotated as ribosomal protein L12. Gene Ontology annotation, biological process: translation. Gene Ontology annotation, molecular function: large ribosomal subunit rRNA binding; structural constituent of ribosome. Bases 106 to 603 code for a protein of 165 amino acids. Gene Ontology annotation, cellular component: cytosolic large ribosomal subunit; ribosome. The record is from RefSeq and is a predicted model, not a curated record. The transcript has 7 exons. NCBI's taxonomy places the organism in Eukaryota, Metazoa, Chordata, Aves, Passeriformes, Passerellidae.